AUGAAACGAAGAGAGCGGAGCUGGAUGUAUGAUAGAUUGGAUGGGCGUUCUAUUAAGCCUGGGUUCUUAAAAGGGGUAGAGGAAUUCAUACGGUUUUGCGAAGAGCAUCGUGAGACUGCAAAGAAUGAAUAUAGGUGUCCUUGUGUUAAAUGCAAUAACAGACGUUUUCAGGAUCCGGACACAGUAAGAAUUCAUUUGUACAGCAAGGGAUUCACUCCUCGUUAUUGGGAGUGGCUUUGUCAAGGGGAAGGGUUACCUGAAUCCUCAGUAGAAGGCCAGUCAAACGAAUAUCGUGAUAUGGUUAUGGAUGUUGUUGGUCAUAAUUAUGAUCGAUCGGGUACUGAAGCUGCAGAGGAGGAGCCUAACGCUGAAGCAAAGCGUUUUCUUGAUUUGUUGAAGGCGUCUGAACAUCCAUUGUAUGAAGGGAGUUCGAUGUCGGUUUUGGAGGUGGCGGCAAGAAUUACUAGCUUAAAGUGUGAGUACAAUUUGCCGCACAGGUGUGUCGAUGGGUUCGUUUCAUUGUUGACAGAAGUGAUCCCUGGCAGCAGUCGUUUGGGUGAGACAUUCUACGAUGUUAAGAAGGUUGUUAAGGGGUUGGAGCUGCCGCAUGAAAAAAUUCAUGCAUGCGCCAAGGGUUGUAUGUUGUUUUGGAAAGAGGAUGCUGAACUUCCUACUUAUAGAGUGUGUGGCAGUGAUCGAUAUAACAGAAUUUUUAAAGGCAGCUUGGUUCCGAAGAAUGCGCUAUUUUAUUUCCCGAUCACACCUAGGUUGCAAAGGAUGUUUGCAACGAAGAACCUUUCAGAGGAAAUGAGUUGGCAUGCAAAUAAUCCUUGUGUCAAAGGCACGAUGGCACACCCUAGUGACACUGAAGCUUGGAGACAGCUUGAUACCUGCUUCCCAAAGUUUGCCUCGGAUCCACGGAAUGUUCGACUAGGGUUGUGUACAGAUGGUUUUGCUCCUCAUGGUAAGUUCGGGGGUCAGUACUCUUAUUGGCCCGUGAUUUUGAACCCAUACAAUUUUUCUCCCUCGAUGUGUAUGAAAAGACAGUUCAUGUUCUUGUCACUGAUAGUCCCUGGCCCCAAAAACCCGAAGGGAAAUUUAGAUGUGUACAUGCAACCACUGAUACUGGAGCUGAAACAGUUGUGGGAAGUUGGCGCAAGUACUUAUGAUAUAUCAAAGAAACAAAACUUCAACCUUAGAGCAGCCAUCCUAUGGACCAUUAGUGACUUCCCUGCAUAUGGUAUGUUGUCUGGAUGGUCUACGGCUGGUAAUAAGGCAUGCCCGUACUGCAUGGAAAAAAGCAAAGUUGCUUGUGGGAGCUUCCGUAUUGGAAGCAUUUGCUGA
Molecule: messenger RNA, 1344 nt
Organism: Chenopodium quinoa (quinoa)
Lineage: Eukaryota; Viridiplantae; Streptophyta; Magnoliopsida; Caryophyllales; Amaranthaceae
Exons: 1
Coding region: 1-1344 (447 amino acids)
Source: RefSeq, a predicted model, not a curated record